AUGAUAUAACAUCCAAAAACCCCAUAAUAUUCUAGCUCUAACUAAAAUUAAGAAAUGAAAUCCAAACAAAACAUUUAUUCACUAAAAGUUGAAAAAUCAAGAAAUAGUUUAAUCGAACAGCCUUAAGAUAUUUCAAUGACAUUAAUUAAAUAAAAACCUAGUUAAAAUGAAUUAUCUGCUUUCGAUACUUCUAUUAGAUAAAAAAUUUCCCCAAAUGAAACUAAAAUUUUACUGAACAAUGACCAGUCAAAUUUAAUUGCCAAUAAUACAGAAGAUGCCUAAUUAAAUGUUUAAUUAUAAGGAUGUCUUUUCUGCAAUGAAAUUGAUAAUGUAAUUCCUAUCUGUAGAUGUUCACAAGCACAUCUAAAAUGUGCUAACAAUUUUUUAAAAUCAGGACCCAUAUUAGAAUAAUUAAAAUGUCAAAAAUGCCAUGAUUUUCGAUAAGUCAAUAGCCAAGUAUCUUUUGAUUUUAACCUUUGGAAAUCAAGUAAAUGGCAAUUACUUAUUGAAAUCAUUUUUCUAUUGCUUAUCUUCAGUAUAAUUGGAGUUUUGAUAUUCUUUACUACUAUUUUAGUAUAAGAUUCUAGUGCUAACGAUAGAAUUAUAAUUUCAUGUUUAGUUUUUUCAUACACUAUUAGUUUCAUAGUAUUACUUUGUAUAAUUUCAAAAAUAGUAGGACAUUUUAAGAAAAUAAGAUUUACUAUAAAAUAAUACGAUCCUUUGUACUGUAAGAUUAAUCAAACUUAUAUAAAUUUAAUGUAAGAAUAAUGA
Molecule: messenger RNA, 771 nt
Organism: Paramecium sonneborni
Lineage: Eukaryota; Ciliophora; Oligohymenophorea; Peniculida; Parameciidae
Source: the annotation of a GenBank genome assembly